UUUAUGAGUGGCAAAAUGUGAAGUUUGGAAAUGAUUGUUUUUCUUCAUUAUUUCAUCUUGACAGCAGAUUAUUUCUACAAUCAGCUAUUUAGAAUCAGAGUCCAAUCCAAGGGAACACAGGUUUCAGACCGUAAACUCGACAAAGUUACCAAAUUAUUGACUGCUAUAGAGAGCUGUAAAGAACCACAUACUAAAAAGAACAAGGCAGCAAAAAAGACGAAGAAAAUCAUGUAUGACGAUUUUUACUCUGAUUCUGACUCUGAUGGGUUUGAAGUUACUUCUGGGCCUCCUGUGAAGAAAUACAAUGACUUGGUGGUAGCUGUUACGAAGCAGAAUGAAGGACCAAAUGUGCCACACAGUUUUGCUGCACUUGGUCCUUCACCACAGUCUGUUGGAAGAGGAUUCAGUCACAAACCUUCACAGGAGUCCAAUAUCCCAGAACCUGUCUCACCCAAAUCUUUUGGUAGAGGAAUGACUGUGUCUAACACACAGAGAGAUUGGGCCACCUCAUGCAGGGAAAAGACUGACACGGUUGUGAAACAAGCAAUCCCUCAUUGGGGAAGUUCUGGCCAUUCAAACCAAAAACAGUUCGGUGGAUGUUUACAACAAGAUGUGGAUGAUACAAGUAUUUCUGGUUGGGGAAGGUCUAAAUUUCGUGGACGUGGGGUCACUGUGGAAAAUAAAGAUGCAAGGCCAGGAAGGAUGCAAAAGGGGUCAAAAGAAGGGGGAGAAAAGCAGUGGGGGAGGGGGAAUAAUGGGGGACGAGGGGGAUUUGGAAAUGGGAGAGGAAGGGGCUUUGGGAAGAUGGCUGAACACAGGCCUGAAAAGGGGAUUGAUUUUACUGGAGCUCCUGUAGCUGGGCCUAGUAAAACACCUCAAGUUGAUACCGGAGUAGAAAUAUGGGAAACAACACAGCAACAUAUUCAGGGAGCCAGCAGUGGUGGUAUUAAUACUACUGAUUUUGGUGCUUCUGGUAUUGAGGGUGCUACACAUGUUUCCGAAAAGGGGGGUUGGGAUUUAGAUAAAGGUUGUGAUUCUAACUCAGGCUGGGAGGAAGAUUUGUCUGCACAAACUUACGAGCAGUAUGUCGUUAAACCUAAGAUUUAUAACCCGAAAGACUUUAAGCCAAUGGUUCAACAAGGAGGCUCAUCGGAAAAUUCAAAGUCGGAAAGUUCAGCUUCGUCAGAGAGAUGGGCUGCCAAGACUUUAGCUAGUUCUCCUCUACAGCCAAAUAUUGAUGAAAUGAAUCGAGUAAUGUCGCAGCUUGAACAUAUGUGGCAAGAUGAUACACGAAAAGACAGGACGAAGAUGUCACAAUAUCUGGCACACCAAUAUGCAACAUCUGUUAACCCAUUUGCUCUGGUGGUACAUUUGUUGGAACAUGCGAGUGACAUGCAUGUUGCGAAAACGACAACCCUCGCUUUCCAAGUCAUCAAAGAGUUUGAUAAAUACUGCAAACAGAAUCGCUCAAAGUUGGACAUUGAAAAGCUAUUGAGUAAAAACAUGGAAAUGCAGGUGUUCAGCUUGGGGACACGGAAGCACAUGACUAUGUUUGAAAUCAUUGUCAGAUGUUUUGAUCUCCGUUACCAAGGCAACGACCACUUCCUUCCUGUUGUUAAAAAAUUUCUAGAGAACAAAAAAUUUAAAGAGGCAGCUGUAUGUGCAGGAAAGCUGGGACUUCAGAAACACUUUGAGAUGCACGAGAUAAUUCUGCCCCUACUCCUACAAGACAAGGUGAAUCUCCUAGAGACAUUUGCGUGUGGUCAACCGGAGUACCAGCAGUCUCUCGUGCAAUAUCUUGACCAUCUAUGUGAUAGAAAUACUAACCUGGAUCUUGUUUUAAGCUCUGCACAGCACGUGUCUGGGGUGAAGCGGGAUAAGUUUCAGAAGAAAGCGCUCAGUAAACUUGCAAUCAGACUGAUGAAACUGUAUAAAAUACAACCAGACUUGUGUCCGAACAUUUCCAAUGCAAGAGGGGUUGGAGCCCUGAGGUACCUCCUUCACAAGAGAUACAUUGAGAAAGGUAUGGGCUCCGGGAGUUGGGAAGAGAUGAUCGAAGGAGCCGUGGGUGAAAACAAUUACAUGAAGGAACAGCUGGUAGAGCAACUAGCACUGUUUAGUGAGGUAGUUGAAGCAGUGAAAUGGGCCAACUAUUAUCAGCUUGAUGAUUCUGUGAUACCAGAGGUUGUUAAGGUGGCCAGGGAUGAAUUAAGAAGUCAACCAGAGAGCCAGCAGACCCCAAUGUUGCCAGGCCUACCACAAACCCAGGCGACCGCUGAUGAGGAAGACUGGGAGAACUCAUGCUUUACUGAGGCAGAAAUCAGCUCCGCCUAUCACCAGCUGUCCCUUCCCUUGGAGUCUGUGCAUAUUGUUGACACCCUGGAGAAAUACAGGGAAUGUCUGUCAUGUAUAACUAAGCCAGGGACGAUUGUGGGUAUCGACUCUGAAUGGAAGCCUGCUUUCUUAGGACAGAUUCAAAAGGUUGCCUUACUCCAACUAGCUCUCAGGGACAAAGCAUAUCUGCUGGACUUGCCAGCAUUAGACAAAUUUGCUGUCGGUGAAAAUAAUCAACUAUGGGAGAAGUUUUUUACAUCAUUCCUCUGCUCUGAGAAAGUCCUCAAACUCGGCUAUGGUAUUGAAUCAGAUCUUAAAAUGUUGCUUCGAACAUUUCCAACAAUGCAGGAACAGAUGACUAAGGUCCGCAGAAUUGUAAACCUCGACAUACUAGCAAAAAAGUUAGCUCUUAAAGACGUUCAGCCAGUAUUCCUAGAUGAAAAUGAAGACAGUGACACCAUUCCUAAACCCAAAACAGAAAACGAAGAUGAAGAUCCGGAACUGGACCCGGGCAGCGGCAACAUGGAAAAAGGGCUGAGUGAACUAGUGAGACGUUGCCUCGGUCGGCCAUUAAACAAGUCGGAACAAAUGUCAAACUGGGAGAGGCGACCGCUGAGGCCCGAACAGAUCAGAUAUGCUACCCUAGACGCAUUUGUCUUAAUAGAGCUAUACGACAUAUUAGUGAAGCUAGCUGGAGAGCAGUCCCCUGGAAUGGACAUGGAGCCAAUGAUCUCCAUGAAGUGGCUUAAACCCAGCAAGAACGAGAAACGACGGGCCAAACAAAGGGGCGACCAUAGACAGAAAGUGCCUCGGAGAGUUCCCAGCUUUCAGAAGCCUAUUACGGGUGCCCCAAUGUCAGCUAAAGAUCUGAGAGUCGUCGUGGAUACGAUGUUACAAGGGCUUGGGAAACAGCUUCGAAGCUGUGGGGUCGACGUGCAUAUUACUGACCCGUUCACUGACCAUUAUAGAGCUAUUGAGAUAUGUAGAAAAGAAAACAGGAUUGUUUUAACCAGUGGAAUGCCGUAUGAUCUGAUCUUAGGCAGUGUUGGCGCGGACAAGUGUUAUAAUGUUAUGUGUGAAGGUGCAAAAGAACAAGUAGUGGAGGUCCUUAACCAUUUCAACAUCCAAGUCACACGACGGGACAUUUUCAGUAGAUGCCAGGUUUGUAAUGGAGAUGUAUAUGUAACACUCCCAGCAGAAGAUCUAAAACUGUUGGCCAAGAGGAAACGGCAGCUAGUUGCCCAACAGGCAGCUGAAGAGUUUGGUUCUGAAAUAAAGGAUGAACCUGACGAAAGCAAAAAUUCAGCAGCAAACAACAAUAAUUUUGACCAAUCAGAAGAGCUUGUUUCGAGAUUUUUGGACUAUGAUAUAGAUUGGUAUACCAUUACUGUGAUGUCAACUUCAGCUGCUUUACAGACAGAAACGGUGCCCCAGUCUAUGUUUUCCAAAGUAGAGAAAUUUUAUUGCUGUGCCAGAUGUGGCAAAAUAUUCUGGGAAGGAUCACAUUUUGAGCGAGUUUGUGAGCAGUUUUCUCAUGUUUUGAAUAUGAAACCAGGGGAGGAAACUGUGUAUGAUAAACUAAACGAGAACUCGAAUGAACUAAAUAAGUAAAUGAUAAUUCUCAUAAUUGGAUUGGACAUUUUGUUAAUCAAGGCCGCACUUUCCCGAAAAUUCGGAAGUUUUUACUUGACUGAGUAGACAUUUUAAAUCCUGUGUACAUAUAUUGAAAGAAAUGAACUGGAGGUCUUUUAUAUUUUGAGAUAUUUCUUUAAAUAUUUUAAUAAGUACAUUUCUUACCCCGAAACACAUACUUUUUGAACGAAUAUCUUGAUCAAUAAUUUCUAUGAAAGAAUAUGAUCAAUUAAGAGUAAAAAAUGCAAUAUUGAACCAUGUUAGGUUCUAAAAGGGACUAAACACCAGAAGAUACAAUUGCAAGAAAAAAAGAAAAUUAUAAAAAACAACAACCUUACAUUAAAUUGGCAUCGUUGUUUACAAUGCAUUGAAGCUUACUUACUGAUAUAUCACACUGCUUACGACACAUGCAUCUUUCGCAGAUUUUGCGCAUUUUAGCCGCAUUUUUCAUCGACAAAUUACAGGUUAUAGAAUGGCGAAAACCGGGCAGGCGGGCGUUAACAAUUUUGCGUUAAAAGUUUUCAUUUUAUGUAAUAAAAUCAAAGAGUUUUUAUCCAAUGGUAAUCAAACUUCAUACAAUGGUAGAGCAUAAUGAGAGAAUGUGCAGUGUACAAUAACCAUAACUCUGUUCUUGCUCAUUACUGAGUUAUUGCCCCUUGUUACUUUAUUUUGUCCGGACUAUAACUUGAAAAAGGACUGGAUGGAAUUCAUUGGAACUUCAUACAAUGGUAAAGCACAGUGAGAGGAAGUGCAGUGUUCAAGAACCAUAACUCUACCUAAACUAAUUACUGAGUUAUUGCCCUUUAUUUGUUUUUUGCUGUCAAAUUUUUUUUCCAGACAUUAACUUGCAAACUAAUAGAUGGAAUUUAUUAAAAUUUAAUACAAUGGUGAAGCACAGUGAGAGGAAGUGAAGUGCACAAGAACCAUAACUCUAUUUCAGCUUAUUACUGAGUUAUUGCCCUUUGUUACUUUUUUCUUGUCGGGGCAUAACUUGAAAACUAUUAGAUGGAAUUUAAUAAAACGUCAUACAGUGAUAGAUCAUAAUGAGAGGAAGUGAAGUGCACAAGAACCAUAACUCUAUUUCAGCUAAUUACAGAGUUACUACCCUUUGUUACUUUUUUCUUGUCCGGAGCAUAACUAGAAAACUAUUGAAUGGGAUUUAAUAAAACUUAAUAUGAACGAUAUCUCCGAUAAGUAUAAAUAUGGGUCUUUUUGGUUAAAAAUACUAGGUCACUAGCUCAAAUCCUCGGUUUGCAAAAUUUCAUCGUCAAAUAAAAAUCCGGCUUUAAUGCGGCGUUGCCGCAUUGGCGUCUUGUUCUAAAUUGAUCUGGAGUUGUCUACCACGUAAAUCCCGGUAAGUUUAAAAAUAGCGUCAGUAUAUUUGUAUUUACCCAUAAACACAUAUGAUUUGAGGAAAUGCUGUAUUUGCGGAUUUUUGGACCAUCUGGUGUCUAGUCCCCUUAAGUGGUAAAAUGAGAAAAAUGAGUUGAGUAAGUUAUUUAAUAAUUACUGAAGUAUUUUCGACAAACUGGAGCCAGAGCUUCGUAAUACUGAUAUGUUAAUUAGAGUUGAGAAGUGAAGGAAAGGAGAACGUGUAUUCUAAAUAGGUUGGUCAUUGAUACUUACCUUUAUAAUAGUUUGCAUUUCAAUAAUACCGGCCAUCUUUGAUUUAAUUUAAAGAAAAAGGUUGCGGUCGAAACAAAAUAACCAAGGUCGCUUCCAAACAUCAUAAUUAUGAGACUGAUGUGUUCUUUUUCUUCCAUAGCAAUUGUAUUUAUUGCAGCAAUUAUGCUUUAUAGACUUGAUAAACAUAAUUAUUAAUUUGGAUAAGGAUAAAUAGUUAUAUUGUUUAAUAAAUAUUGAUAUAGUA
Messenger RNA from Mya arenaria, 5836 nucleotides. Its product is annotated as exonuclease mut-7 homolog. Bases 31 to 3945 code for a protein of 1304 amino acids. The record is from RefSeq and is a predicted model, not a curated record. Gene Ontology annotation, biological process: nucleobase-containing compound metabolic process. Gene Ontology annotation, molecular function: nucleic acid binding; 3'-5' exonuclease activity. Lineage: Eukaryota; Metazoa; Mollusca; Bivalvia; Myida; Myidae. The transcript is spliced from 20 exons.